Molecule: messenger RNA, 998 nt
Organism: Gopherus evgoodei (Goodes thornscrub tortoise)
Lineage: Eukaryota; Metazoa; Chordata; Testudines; Testudinidae
Product: olfactory receptor 52E4-like
Exons: 1
Coding region: 51-998 (315 amino acids)
Biological process (GO): G protein-coupled receptor signaling pathway
Cellular component (GO): membrane
Molecular function (GO): olfactory receptor activity; G protein-coupled receptor activity
Source: RefSeq, a predicted model, not a curated record
UGCAGGAGACACCCUUAUGCCUCAAAACUGGACACAAUCUCCCCUACGCCAUGUCAGAAUCUAACAAAACCAACUUCAGCAACCCCUCCACCUUCAUCCUACUUGGCAUUCCUGGCCUAGAGGCAGCCCAUAUCUGGAUCUCCAUUCCCUUCUGUGCUAUGUACGCCAUAGCUGUGUUGGGGAACUUCACCAUCCUGUUCAUCGUGAAGAGGGAGCCGAGCCUCCAUGUGCCCAUGUUCUAUUUCCUCUGCAUGCUGGCUGUCAUCGACUUGGUCAUGUCCGCAUUCACUCUACCAAGAAUGCUGAGCAUCUUCUGGUUCAAUUCCAGGGAGAUCAGUUUCAGUGCCUGCCUCACCCAGAUGUACUUCGUUCAGUGCUUCUCAGGGAUGGGGUCUGGAAUCCUCGUGGCCAUGGCUUUUGAUCGCUAUGUGGCCAUCUGCCAUCCUCUGAGACAUUCCACGACCCUGACAAACUCUGUUGUGGCCAAGAUAGGCCUGGCCGUGGUGCUGCGCAGUGGCAUACUCGCAUUGCCCUAUCCCUUCCUGGCGAGGCAGUUGCCAUAUUGCAGAACCAAUGUCAUCCCACACUUUUAUUGUCAGCAUAUAGCAGUGGUGAAACUGGCCUGCGCUGACAUCCGCAUCAGUAGUUACUAUGGCCUGUUUGAUCUUCUCUUUGUGAUCGGAAUGGAUGGAUGUUUUAUCGCCUUGUCCUAUAUUCAGAUCCUCCAGGCCAUCUUCCGCUUCCCCACAAAGGAUGCCUGGCUCAAAAUUUUUGGGACCUGCAUCUCUCAUCUUUGUGCCAUCUCAGCUUUGUACAUCACAAAUGUAUUCUCCUCCCUCAUGUUCCGAUAUGGCCACAAUAUACCACUGCAUUUCCUCGUUCUCAUUAGUGGUGUGUACCACAUUGUGCCUCCUGUGCUACACCCCAUCAUUUACGGUCUGAGGACCGAACAGAUCUGGGGCAGGCUGCUCCAGCUCUUCACUCAUAAAGAGACCUAA